AUGGCGGCAACUGUUCUUACCAGCUACUGCUGCAGCUCGUCUCUCAAACCAAUCGACGAUUCAUCUAAACAACUCGAGGAAACGAAGUCAGUCAAGUUCCCCGAGCGUGCAAGGAAUUCCCGGCGCCACCCUUCGAGACCUUCCAUCAAGCCAAACAGCCCCGCUGUCACUCGUUCCCUCUUAGCAUUAGCUGAUUCUGGUUGUGCCAUGGACUCCGCGCUCCAGCUGUUCGAGAAAAUGAACCACUCAGACACCUUCAUAUGGAACGUCAUCAUCAGGGGACUUGCUAGGAAUGGGUUGUUCUCGGAAGCCGUCGAUUUCUACCGCAGGAUGGAGCGGGAAGGGAUUCGAAUGGACUAUUUCACCUUCCCGUUUGUAAUCAAAGCGUGUGGAGAGUUGAUGUGGUUAACCGAAGGGCAGCGAGUUCACGCCAGGCUGAUUAAAGUCGGGUUGGAUUCCGACAUCUACGUUUGUAACUUUCUUGUGGAGAUGUAUUUCUCGGUUGGGUGUGCUGAGUUAGCGGAGAAGGUGUUUGAGGAAAUGCCUCAGAGGGACCUGGUUUCUUGGAACUCUAUGGUUGCUGGGUAUCUUUCGGCUGGAGAUGGGUUCAGCUCGUUAGGUUGGUUUCGAGAAAUGAUUGGUUCAGGGAAAAAACCGGAUAGGUUCGGCGUUAUUAGUGCUCUCGGUGCAUGUUCUAAGGAAAGCUGUUUGAAAUCUGGGAAGGAAAUUCACUGCCUAGUGAUUAAGAACGGGAUUGAUUUGGAUGUUAUGGUGGGAACUUCUCUAGUAGAUAUGUAUGGUAAAUGUGGUGAAGUUCGCUCUGCGGAGAUGGUGUUCCACCUUAUCCCAUUGAAAAAUGUUGCAGUCUGGAAUUCCCUGAUUAAUGCCUAUGUUGUAAGUGGCAAAUCUGCAGAGUCAUUUGCUUGUUUGAGACUAAUGCAAGAGGAUCAACACAUGGUUCCAGAUGCUAUUUCCUUGAUAAACGUUCUCCCGUCUUGUUCACAAGUAGGAUCUCUGAAGGAGUGUCAGUCCAUCCAUGGGUAUGCCUUCAGGAAGCUUCUUCUCCCUCAGGUAGUCUUGGAAACUUCCCUGGUCGACGCUUAUGGAAAAUGUGCAGCAGUGAGAUCGGCUGAACGUCUUUUUAGUGUUAUCAGUGAGAAGAAUUUGAUAUCAUGGAACACCAUGAUUGCUGUUUAUGUACAGAACGAAAAACACGAGGAGGCUCUCGAACUGUUUCAGGAGAUGUGUUUGAAGCAGUACCACCACCUUAAACCGGAUGCAAUCACAAUUGCUAGCAUCCUUCCUUCCUACGCAGAGCUAGCUAUGGUAAACGAGUGUAAGCAGAUCCAUGCUCUUGCUGCCAAGUUCGGCUCAAACACCGUCAUCUCCAAUGCUCUCAUUCACGCUUAUGCAAAAUGCGGCGAUCUUGACACCGCAAGAAGGAUCUUCGAUCGAAUGCCGGGUAAGAAUCUGGUUUCAUGGAACACUAUGAUCUUGGCUUACGGUAUGCACGGAUUUGGUGAAACUGCCAUUGCCACGUUUUCCCAAAUGAGGGAAACCGGUAUUGAACCAGAUCAAGGCAGUUUCGUCUCGCUGCUGUACUCUUGCAGCAUCUCUGGCCUCAUUGAACAAGGGUGGGAGUACUUCAACGCGAUGAAAUCCGAGUACAACAUCGACCCUGGAAUCGAGCAAUACGGCUGCAUGAUAGAUCUCCUAGGACGCUCGGGAAAUCUCGACGCAGCCAGGGAGUUCAUCGAACAGAUGCCCCUGCCACCGACAGCAAGAAUCUGGGGCUCAUUCCUCUCAGCAAGCAGAAACAACAACGACUUAGCAUCGGCCGAACUUGCCGCCAGCAAGAUCUCCUCCCUCGAACACGACAACACGGGCUGCUACGUCUUGCUCUCGAACAUGUACGCAGAAGCCGGGAGGUGGGAAGACGUGAACAGGAUCAAAUCCCUGAUGAAGGAGAAGGGGUUAGCGAAAACGACUGCAAGUUGCAGCGUUCAGAUUGGAGGCAAGAGCGAAAGGUUCGUUUACCACGACGUGUCCCACCGCGAGGCGAACAUGAUCAGUGAAGUACUUGACGUGAUGCUGAAGCAAACAGGCGAGGAUGUGAAAAUGAACAUGAAGUUUAGACCGGUGGAUUUGAUCAAGAGGAGAAGGGGCUCGCCGGAGGGACACGCAGUCAGGCUGGCGAUCUGCUUAGGCUUGGUGUCGACGGCAGUUGGGAAGCCUUUUGUGGUCAGGCAGAACACGAGAAUCUGCAAGGAUUGCCAUCGGUUGGCGAAGAAGAUCUCCAGGGCUUGUAAUAGAGAGAUUGUGGUGGGAGAUGGCAAAGCUUUCCACCAUUUCAAUGGUGGAGUUUGUUCAUGCGGGGAUUACUGGUAA
Messenger RNA from Linum tenue, 2388 nucleotides. The record is from the annotation of a GenBank genome assembly. NCBI's taxonomy places the organism in Eukaryota, Viridiplantae, Streptophyta, Magnoliopsida, Malpighiales, Linaceae.